AAGGGGAUCUGUAAGAAAGAAGGGGGCAGACUCUUUAGUAGGGUCUGAUAGGACAAGGGGAAAUGGAUUUUGAAAACUAAAAGAGGGGAGACUUAGACUGGAUAUAAGGAGGAAGUUUUUUACAGUCAGGGUGGUAAGAGAGUGGAGCAGGUUGCCUGGAGAGGAGGUAGAUGCCCCAUCCCUGGAGACGUCCAGGCUCAGGCUGGUUGGGCAUCUGAGCACCCUGAUCUAGCUAUAGGUGUCCUUGUUCAUCUCAGGGAGUUGGACUAGAUGGCCUUUAAGGGUCCCUUCCAACUCAAACGAUUCUAAUGCUUUUAAAAGCGUAUGUUAGUAGGUUGUAUAAGGCACCUGCUGGGAAGAUUCCAGCCUGUGCAGGUGGGCAUCCUGGCACCUACAAUAGGCCCUCAGCAGUCCAAGAAUAAGAGGGGAGAGUUCAUUCCGAAGGUUAAUGUUAAACAACAGUAAUAAUGUCCAUGUGACUUCAAAAAAAAAAAAAAAAAAAACCCUAUGAUCCUUUUUCUUUUUUAUUAGAUCAAGGCCUUGCAAUCUGUUUUGUUGAGGAAUGUGCACAUGGUGACAUGCUUAACUCCUUUGGUCUUACUGUAGUCUUUGUUUUUAGGUGACAAAUGCUUAUUAGUUAUGGCCUUUUUACACAGAUUAAUUACAUUUCUUUCUAAAACCUUGAAAGUUUAAAAACAAAAAUGAAAGAGAGUUGGUAAGGUGUGUUCAGCCCUCUUGUUAAUGCUAAUGUUUUGAUACUCAAGGAAAUAAUUUCUUCUCAUGUUGGAGGAGGUAGGGAAGAUUAUGGUUAGAGGUUGGUUCCACAUGUGGUCAAAGCACUCUACAAUUUUUCAUUUUUAAUAUGACUUCAGUCAUAAUGUUUGCAAGGGGUGAUACUGGCCAAGGAGUAAGAACAUGGAUAAAACAAAUUUUGAAUCAAGACAUGGCUUUCCAACAUAUAAAAGUAAUUUAUCCAACGGCUCCUGCCAGGCCUUAUACACCUAUGAAGGGAGCCAUUUCCACUGUGUGGUUUGACAGAUAUAAAAUAUCUAAUGACUGUCCAGAACACAUUGAGAGUAUUGACUCUAUGUGCCAAGGACUUACAGAUGUGAUUAAUGAUGAGAUAAAAAAUGGCAUCACAAAGGACAAGAUACUAAUAGGAGGCUUUUCAAUGGGAGGUGGAAUGGCAAUGCAUUUAGCAUAUAGGUUUCAUCGAGAUCUUGCAGGAGUCUUCGCUCUGUCAAGUUUUCUCAAUAAAGAUUCUGCUGUUUAUGAGGCUUUGAAAGGAAAUGAAAGUGUCCUUCCAGAAUUAUUUCAGUGUCACGGAACUGCUGAUCAACUAGUUCUUUAUUCUUGGGGUGAAGAAACCAAUAAGGUGUUAAAAUCACUGGGAGUAUCAGCAUCUCUUCAUACUUUUCCAAACCUCAGUCAUGAGUUAAAUAGAACUGUAAUAGAAGACCUGAAAACCUGGAUUCUGAAGAAAUUGCCUGUUGAAGCAGGAAAGUCAAAUGAAUAAAAGAUACAGUUUUCAUAGA
Numida meleagris (helmeted guineafowl) is the source of this 1535-nucleotide messenger RNA. It is a transcript of the gene LYPLAL1, whose product is annotated as lysophospholipase like 1. Gene Ontology annotation, molecular function: carboxylic ester hydrolase activity; palmitoyl-(protein) hydrolase activity. Gene Ontology annotation, biological process: protein depalmitoylation. Bases 863 to 1516 code for a protein of 217 amino acids. Gene Ontology annotation, cellular component: cytoplasm. NCBI's taxonomy places the organism in Eukaryota, Metazoa, Chordata, Aves, Galliformes, Numididae. The record is from RefSeq and is a predicted model, not a curated record. The transcript has 5 exons.